GGGAAAAUGAUCGGAGAAGGCGGAGAGAGGGAAAAGAGGGAGAAUCAGUGAGGGAGGGAUGAUGGAGGGUGUGGUGGAAGUAUAAAGCCGUCCCAGCAUCUGUUUCCUCAUCACUUCGUCCUUGCGCUCUGACUCUCAUCUGCAUUAAGAAAUACCAACUAAGCAGCCAUCAUGGGUGAGGUUCAGCAAGCCAUAUUUCUACUCCUUAACGCGUUCCACAAGUAUGCUGGCAAGGAGGGUGAUAAAGACUCUCUGAAUAAAGGAGAGUUGAAGGAGAUGCUCACCAAGGAAUUUGGGUUGGAGUUGGGAAAAGCCAAGGACCAGGCGGCUAUUGAUCGCCUCUUCAAGGAUCUGGAUGCCAACAGUGACAACAGCGUGGACUUCCUGGAGUUUAUCAACCUGGUGGCUAGCCUUGCUAUGAUGUUGCAUGAGUGCGUGAAAAAGCAAUAAGUCUCACGUCUCCAAAAAACACCAAUAAGUCAGACAAUAAACACCAUGAAAAUA
Molecule: messenger RNA, 504 nt
Organism: Corythoichthys intestinalis (scribbled pipefish)
Lineage: Eukaryota; Metazoa; Chordata; Actinopteri; Syngnathiformes; Syngnathidae
Product: ictacalcin-like
Exons: 3
Coding region: 172-450 (92 amino acids)
Cellular component (GO): cytoplasm
Molecular function (GO): calcium-dependent protein binding; transition metal ion binding; calcium ion binding
Source: RefSeq, a predicted model, not a curated record